This is a messenger RNA of Aspergillus steynii IBT 23096, 4848 nucleotides long. RefSeq lists its product as uncharacterized. NCBI's taxonomy places the organism in Eukaryota, Fungi, Ascomycota, Eurotiomycetes, Eurotiales, Aspergillaceae. The transcript is spliced from 3 exons. Bases 18 to 4799 code for a protein of 1593 amino acids. The record is from RefSeq and is a predicted model, not a curated record.
AAACACGUCAAAUGAGCAUGGAUCAAUCCCUCCAUCCCAAUGUUAUUCUUCGAUUGAGCUAUCCUUCGCUCUCGGAGCACUUCAUCGAUUUGAUCGGCAUCCAACCGUCUAUCGAACAUGUAAAUACAACCAACGCCCGCUUGCUGGACCUGAUCCACGCCGAAGCUCUGCCACCGACUGUCUAUAAGAUAUGGCUGCCUAUUGCACUGAAGCACUGUCCGCACAUUCUAUCUACGACCUUACGCGAUCCAGUCUCGCACUACAUCCGCGCGAUCGGCAUCCAGCAGCUAGCUCGCAUUUCGCGGAGCGCUAGCUGGAAAACGCGGGGAUGGAACGUCCUGGGCAAUGUGGAAGGAAUUAGAGAUAUUGUGCAAGACCUUUCUAUCAUAGAGAUAAGGAGCUUAUUAGAUGCUAUCGCGCAAAGCAUACGUCGCCCAGACGAAGAUUUGCCAGCCCACAUUGAGCAGCUCGUCCAUCUUCUUCAUGAUGACAAGUCGUCCCGAUCCAUAGGGCACUACCUGGACACUCUCUUGCCGUUGUGCACGUCGCCCUUCGUGGAGAAUGCUUUGUCAUCUCUUCCAGAAGGGCGGCUAAACCAUCGUCUAUUUGACAGAAUUUCUCUGCGCCAUCCUGCGUUGUUGCGACGAAUAGCUACGGGUCAAGUCACCGUGUCUCAUUCUGCACAGAAGGAUGCAACCAAGUACUGUAUGCGGGCAAUGAUCUGGUCUUUGACACCAUACACGCCUGUCUAUUAUAAACCUGACUCUGCGCCCUCACUGCCGGGUAUUCGUUUUAUUCUGGACUUGCUCCACACGAUGGCUGAGAAGGACCCGAAGAAGCUGGAAUUAUCGUCGAUAAAGCCAUAUAUUCACGACGCACUCCGUCAUAUUUGCCGACAAAAAGCUUACUUUCAAGAAAUAUAUAUAUUGUUUGAAAAAACGCUUCCACUCGUCGCGAUCCACAGCGACGAAGAACUUACCGAGCUACUUGUCACCGAGUUGAUCCGUUGCUGGUCGAUUGCCGGUUUUGGUACCGCGACUGAGACAAAUUCGCCUUUGGAGACUCUACCUCACCCGAAGCAUCCAUCUCGGCCCUCGACGGACGAUAAAGACCGUCUGGAAGGUUUGUUGAUAGACGUUUUACAACGGUGCUCAAUAGAGAUAUCGCAAAGCGACGGCGAAUCAUCGUUUGAGACAAUACAAGACAUACUGGAAGACAUCGCAGCGGAAGCUCGAUUCCCGUUCCUCAAGCUAGUCUGCCGCCAUUCAAAAGAUAUUGAGAUCGACUUGGACCUCCCUCCAACAGGAAAGGAAAAGAAACUUCUUGCGAUUUGGCCCUACAGCAUAAUGGAGCUCCUGCCUGCCGCCGACAUCAGACGGCUUUUCGACAGGAUGUUCCUGAUUCACGGCUGUACUGAGUAUGUACCUGUACUUGAUGGGCCGGAUAGCAUCUUGUCAUGGCCUGCUCAAUGCCAGCUGAAGGCUCGAUGUGAGGCCGACGUGGCGACAACGGACCACCAUUUCCCAACGACCAAAGCCGGGAUUUCCGAGAUGAGAAAGAGAGCAGAAAAAGAGAAAGAUCCUAAAAACCGACUAUACUGGGGGAAGCAAGCCUUAGAAACCGCGCUAGUGAGCAGAUCAUUGGAGCUGAUAAGUGAGGUUAUACAAUGGUCAGCACGAUUUGUGCGGGAUAGCGCUGUGUUCCCCGGAUUAGUGGAGACCUACGUAUCCAGCGAUGAGUUGCCUUUGCUCCUAGGAUGUGAUGAAUCCCGGUUUUUAGGUAGACCGAGGACAUUGCAUGCGUUACAAGAGCAAAGAGAACACGCAGACAGCAUCUUAAUGAAUGUACUUAGAGUACUAACGAAAGCAUCGAAAGAGCCAUCGUACAGAGCAGGCACUUCCCGAGAUUUAAUGCCCUUCAUUGGCAAAAUUGUGGAAAGCCGAAUGAGAGCAUUGCGCCAGUCUCAAAGCAAAGGGAUUGCAAGCCAAGCUGACCUCGUCGCACUGUUAUUAAACCCACUGAUAGAUGUUAUCCUGCGCUACGACCAUAUCGGAAUCGAAUUGAGCUGGUGGAAAGAACAUGGUGUUGUGAUGUCGGCGUUGGGAGUUGACCAAUUCAAUUCGCAGGUCUUUUUAUCCUUUAUGGACCACCUAACCCGGCGCCAUGACGAGUAUUGGAAGGCUAAGCGCACGCAAGAGAGAGAUAAUCACAAUAAACAUGUCGGAUUUCCAGAGGGACUGACUGUACGGCAUCUUAUACCUUCAUAUCUGAUACCGCUUGUCCUUGAGAAACCAGAUGCGACACCAUAUACUGCAACCAGAGUUCAUGCUGUCCUCUUUGGUUCAGUUGAUGUCUUGAUGACUCCUGUGUCGAAAUCCCAACUCGAAGAUGAUACGGCAGUGGAUGAACUGGGCAAAGUCAUAUUCUCGUAUAUCUCCCGUUGCAGUCGCAAGCUCCAGGCUGAGCGAGUGUUACGUGUUUGGAAGUACUAUGCCACAAUUCUGGAGCCGUACCCAGAUCACUUGAGCAUGUUUCGACAAUGGCUUGCCAGGAAGGCUAAAGAAUGGAACUUGCGGAAGGUCGCCUGGAUCAUCAACCCCACUUCAAUCCCAGAUUGGCACUACCCAGAUUCUACCUCGGGAGCUGACGCGGUGAAAUGGGAUCCCUGCGGUCAUGCUGGAAAGGAUGAGAUAGCCACUCCCCUUACGGUUCUUCACUGCCGCAUGAAAGGUGAAGUUCCAUUAACCGAUGUGGUAACAGAGCAAAUGAAGCGAAUUCGUGGCCCUGCACAAAUUUGGAUGUCUGAUGAACAGUUGCUUCAGAAUAUGUCAUUGAAAGAGUGCGAUACGCUUGUCCUUUCGGCCUUGCUUUUCCUCGGAACCCUGACUAAUAAACCACUCCUAUCUGAGGCCUUUCCAACCUCAGAAGCUGCACGAUGGCCGCCUAUUGUUCUAGACAGUCGUUUUGUCUCCUUGACAAAGAAAGGAACGCAUAACUCGAUUAUUCAGGCAACCCAGGCCAUCAAAAAAGGGAUCAAGUUUGUGCCUGCACAGGCACUACGCCAUCUGAUAACUUCGUUGCUUGAUAGCCUACCACAGGCCCCUGCUUCCAAAUAUUCAAUGCUCUUCCAAUGCAUUGUGAAGUUGAUCAAGUUGUUCCCCUCGAUGGACCAGCCGCAGUUGGGCAUGGACUUUGUCUUGCAUAUCAUCAAAGAUUUCCCUGACGAUUCGGCAUAUCAUCGACAUCUGAGAGUGUCCGACUUGGGUAAAGCUCUUGAUCCCCAGCAUGCAGUGUUACUCAUGCAGUCGCUGGCAGACUUUGUAUGUGAACGACUGCGUAGUCCAUCUGAAUUCGUCAAAGUCACAACGGUCAAGAUGGUGGUUCAACUGGUCGCAGCGGCCGAGUUCAUCCCCACUAGAAACAGCCUGUCCAUCUUGCAAUCCAUCUACGAAGCCUCCUCACAUACUGACGUCCGGGCCGAGGUGGUCUCAGCAAUACUGUUUCUUCUUGAACGUGAUUCAGUCCAGGCCGACAAUCUAUAUUCGUUUCUCCGCGAGCUAACGCUUUCGGCUGUUGGACCCAAUAGAACGGACCAGAUAUCUAAGUGGACAAUUGCUGAGCAGGAAGGCAGGCUUCCCGAUGUCUCCGAUUUCUGUUCGCAGCAUACCAUCGAGCUUUUCACGCUCGCUGCUUUCCACAAAAUCCAUGAAAGCGAUCGCGGGCGGUACGCCCAAGACAUCCUGCUACCGAUGGUUGACGAAUCCAUCAAGCACCACAACCGCUGGAUGAAGAGUUUCCUGCGCCACUUUGACCUGGCCCCUGAAGACUUCGAUAUUGACUUUGGCCCUUUUGUCCCUGACACUGUUAAUUUUGUGCUCAAUAUUUGGCACGACUAUUUACCCGCGUCCUUCCUUGUCCACGACUGUUUCUUCGCCGUAACAUACACUGCCAACGCUUCAUUUGAAAUAAUCAACUCCCAUCUCACCACCUCCCCCAAAGCCAGUUCCCUAGAAAGCACGGCAGCCCUUCAGCACUGGAAUGAAGUGUUGGAUUCUCACCGCAGAGUCAACCCGUUCCAUUCUCUGCAGGUCCUUCUCUCGCGAGACUUGCAGUCCACCCUACCACAAAACACAGGAAUCACCGACGAAAUCAUAUGCCCGGAAUAUCGACAUCGCGCCGGAAUCGUGGCACGCAGUCCAAUGAAGCAUUAUAAUCUUUCCCACGAACGCAUUGCGGCCCAUUCCGUGCUUGUGAACGGCUUGACAGCGCUGCGCGGACCUCGCGACGCCCCGGGGAACUCAGUGGAUCGACACAACCUCUUCAAGACUCUGAUGCAGGAUAUAGUGGAUGAUAUUGAGACAUUGAGGCGCGAGAACAAAGGCAACGCUAUUAGCGCAAAACUUCCAUCUCCUAUACAACUGCAGGCAAAGCUCCUCCCGGCCCCAGACUUCAACCCCCUCGUUGAGGACCCAUUGAGCUCGUUUGCGGAUGCACUGGUCGAAUUAAUUGGGAAAUGCACUGAUCCAAUGACAGUAUUGGAUUCUCAUCACAUCGAAGUCAUGAUGGGCACAGUUGAUACCGAUCUGACCAUCCCUCUGGUGUUGAAGCUGGGAAGUGGGUUGGAUAUAAACACCACGGAUACGGCAACUUGUUUGACGGUGAAGAUUGCGGCGAAGUUGCUGUCGAAGGUAAAGAGGGCUGACAUUCUGGCGAACGAGGAUCUGGUGAUCCUGUUGACGACGUGGAAGGAGAGUUCGAAUGAAUAUAUCAGUCGAAUGGCAUGGGUUGUUACGGGAUGAAGACACAGCCUUGGACAAGUGGAUCUAGUAUAUUAAGCAUUACUUAUCA